Parathielavia appendiculata is the source of this 822-nucleotide messenger RNA. RefSeq lists its product as uncharacterized. The record is from RefSeq and is a predicted model, not a curated record. The transcript is spliced from 3 exons. Bases 221 to 571 code for a protein of 116 amino acids. NCBI's taxonomy places the organism in Eukaryota, Fungi, Ascomycota, Sordariomycetes, Sordariales, Chaetomiaceae.
CUCUCCUUUGUCACCGGGAACCGUGAUAACCUCAGUUAGGCACUCGCUGUCGCUCAAGUGCAACGUGAAACGACCUGAAUUACUGAACUCAGGCUUGACUGAGCAAGACAGCAUGAUUCUUUAAUUCCUCAGUCUGCAUGUGCAGAUCAACUCGGGGCCUCGAUCGCUUGCAGUUCGCUUUUCAAAUGACCUACCCAAGUACCUAACCUGGAAAAACAAAAUGCGCUUUGGGUCCCUCGUCCUCGCCGGCCUCGCCGGCCUCGCCGGCUUUGCGCCCUCGGUUGUGGCCGACUGGCUCGAAACCACCUGGACCUGCGACGCCGAUUUCUUCGUCAUCUGUAACCACAUAAAUACUCCCUACCAACACUUCCACACCGACUUCGGCUCCUACGACCUCAAUAGCGUCAACGACGGCUGCCACGCCACGGGAGUCCCCGGCACGACCGAGUCCUGUAUCGACUGGCAGAACACCAUAGCCCACUUCAAGUACUGGCACCAGAGCUACAAGUGCUGCCUGAAGAAGAAUGCCGCCGGCAGGUUUUUUCACAGACGAUUCUUGCCCGGGUCGUGAAUGUUGGCAUGACAAUUGGAAUGUGGUGCCGUGCACCUGGUGAUCGGGGAAAACUCUUACAAACGGAUGGACGGGGGAGGGAGCAGCAGUGUUGUCUGUCAGGCUAGGUGGCUGGAGGCCUCCAAUGAUGUUCCCGUUGGUCGUUUUGAGGCAUGACUAUUCAUGGGACGGCUCGGUCUGAUUGCUUGGUGGCUUGCUGUAAUGGCUCACUUUUUCGGUUGAACCAUGAUUACCCUUACGGUGACUCAGGU